Aspergillus piperis CBS 112811 is the source of this 1219-nucleotide messenger RNA. Its product is annotated as Apq12 family protein. The transcript has a single exon. The record is from RefSeq and is a predicted model, not a curated record. Lineage: Eukaryota; Fungi; Ascomycota; Eurotiomycetes; Eurotiales; Aspergillaceae. The coding region runs from base 103 to 738 and encodes 211 amino acids.
UCAAGGCAUAAAAAGAGAGUGGCCACCUCGCCUACCUCCAUACUCUCUUCCUACCAGAUUACUACAUCUGGGUGACAGUGAGCUCCAUUAAUCAAAAUCACAAUGGACUUUCUCCCAGGUAAUACCUCAAUCGCAACCAAUACCUCCUACCCCAUCAACACCACCUCCACUCUCCCAAUCUCCCAAACCAACAUCAACAAUACUAACCACCCACUCACCAACCUAACAGACUCCCUCCUCUCCCUAAUCCAACAACAUCCAACCUUCCAAACCCUCACCUCCACCCCCAUCGCCUCCCACCUCGCCUCCCUCCACACUACCUACCUAACCCCCUACGUCUCCCACUGCCGCUCCGCCUACCUCGACCCCUACCUCAUCCACCCGCUCGCCUCGCUCCUCACCUCCUCCAUGCCCAUGCCCGACCUCGUCUCCAUCUUCAUCCUCGCCCUCGUCCUCAUCAUCUCCCUCAAGAUCCUCGACUAUGCUCGCCGUCUCGUCAUGUUCUGGGUGAAUCUUGCCCUGAGGUUGCUGUGGUGGGCGCUCGUGCUGGGCGCCUUGUGGUAUGUGUAUUCAGUGGGGAUCGAGAAGACCGGAAGGGAUUUGGGAUGGCUUGUUGGUGUUGCGGGGGGGUUCGUGGAUGGGUUUAGGGAUGGGGUUGAGGGCGGGAGGGCUGUUACGGGAUCUGGGGGUGGUGUUGGGGGGUAUGCGACGGGGAUGGGUGGGGGGAGGAGGUAUUAGUUUUGGGUUGUGAGGGGAGAGUGUUAUUAAAAGAAUGCAGUUGGGUUUGAGUUGGAGUUGUUGGGAACUUGGUAAUAAUCAUGGAUUGGGUUGAUGGUUUAUGGUAGAUGAUAAAGAGUGGGAUUGGAAUGAACACCGCAGUUCGAGCCGCGGUCCGAGACCGGCCGGCCUGGACUGAGCUGGGGCUACUACGUACUACGAAUAAACGAUUGCAUGUUGCAUGGUUCGGUUGAAUGUGAAUGUGAAUUGAGUUCAGUUGCCUUGAAUUGAGCGGUGUAGAGAGUAUAAUAGAUAUGUGGUGCUAUGGUAUGCUAAGCCAUGUAUACUGCAAGGAUUGAGGAAUUUGUUGUUUUUUUCUUUUGGGUGAUAAGAUAAGACAAGAAGAAACAACUCAUAUACAUACUACUUAUCUAUCUAUCAAUUACUACUUUCUGCAGUUGAAUAGCUGUUUACGGAGCUAUCUACCAAGUGACACGAAAGA